Maniola jurtina (meadow brown) is the source of this 4140-nucleotide messenger RNA. RefSeq names its product voltage-dependent calcium channel subunit alpha-2/delta-3-like. NCBI's taxonomy places the organism in Eukaryota, Metazoa, Arthropoda, Insecta, Lepidoptera, Nymphalidae. Gene Ontology annotation, cellular component: voltage-gated calcium channel complex. Bases 121 to 4071 code for a protein of 1316 amino acids. The record is from RefSeq and is a predicted model, not a curated record. Gene Ontology annotation, molecular function: voltage-gated calcium channel activity. The transcript has 25 exons.
CCCAUGCGUAUCGGAGUCUGCCCACAGCGAGCGAGAUCGCCGCCCGCCUUACAUUCCUCCAUUUCCUUUACUAAACAUCCCGAAUCAUCCGUCCGUUCCAAAAAGUGUUGAACUCCAAAAAUGUUUUUUAAUAUCGAACGACAUCUGAUUGUAAUCAUAUUAUGCGAAAUCACACUUACCGUACAUGCGAUAGUUAAAAGCAAUUCCGUUGAUAGUAUCAAGAAGUCUCUUGAGGAACAUCAAGGGCAUUUGUUGGUGAAUAGAAGUAAAACAAAUAGUGUGCCAUUGAAAAUCGCGAACGUGUCCCAAAUUGAAUAUGAUCCACCGAAGAAGAAAAAGAAAAAAAAAAUGCUCCGACCGAUUACGCUUCCAUUAAUUCAAGAUUGGGCCAAAGAUAUAUCAAACAUAUUACACCAAAACGAGAAUCUAACUGUGCGGCGUGAUAUACUACUAAAAGGAUUUUCUGAUAUAAAAAUCGAAGUUCGCAAUGGAACAGCUAUCGUCGAAAAGGCUGCUAAAGCUUUGGAGGAACUGUUGGAAAGACGAGGUCGCGCUGCAGAAGCGAUCAUGAGGAAGGCAGAGGAAUUGGCAGCUAAAAGAAAAAAUCCACCUUCUAACUAUGUCUUUACCAAAAGUAUUAAAAUAGACGAAUUGAAGGAACUGAAGCCAGAUGAGGACACGCCGGACGAGAAAGGGAAGGAAUGGGACAUGCCUCAGAAUUGUAGCAGCCGAAACAGAGUGGUUCUGGUGAAUAGCGCCCACUUUGAUGCGAAAGUAUCUUUAGAACAAACCAGCGUGCACGUUGCCGCAGAAGUGUUUGAAUGUGAUCCUCGUGUGAUUGGCCACAUAUAUUGGACCGAAGGGUUGAUGAGCACAUUCCGAGAUAACUAUGCCAAGGAUGCUACGUUGGACUUACAGUAUAUGUGCAGUGCCAAAGGUUUUUUACGCCAUUAUCCUGCUGCACUAUGGCAGAGCAUGUACAAGCUGAGUGUUGGAGGCGAGGAACUGUAUGACUGUAGACUUCGGCCAUGGUACGUGAGUGCGGGCGGCGCCCCACGAGACGUGCUGGUCCUCCUCGACGGCUCGGGUUCCAUGAACAGCUCCUCGAACCUGGUCGUCGCUGAGCAGUUCAUUCUGGCUCUUCUCAACGCCCUUACUGAUGACGACCAGGUCAACGUGCUGCGCUUCAAUGUUGAAGUAGAGUCUCCUAUCCCGUGCUUUAGUGAUAAACUUGUGCCGGCCAACCACGUGAACUCGGCGGCUAUGAUGGCCGUCCUGAGGUAUAAGAAACCGACCAAUGAGACGUGGAUGGCAGAGGUGCUGCAGUACUCCGUGCAGUUGUUACAGAAACAACGCGAAGCCACCACCAGGCCGCCUUCGUGUCAGCAAGCGCUCGUCAUACUCACGGACAGCCUCUACGCCAACUAUACUGAAUUGAUGCACCAUUUAGAUCCAGAGGGUACCAUAAGGCUGUUCGUACUGUGGCUCCACGAUCGCAAUGGCUUGCGCGACGACACGGACGUGUACGGCGACGCGGUGAGCUGCGAUCGAGACGGCUACUACGUCAAGCUGAUCACGCACGCCGACGUCACCGAGCAGGUCAUGAACAUCCUGCGAGUGAUGGAGCGGCCCCUGGUGGCGCAGCGCAAGCGCAGGCCGCGCGUCUACAGCGACGUGUAUGCCAAUGUUGAGGACCCGCGCCGAAGUGAUUAUUACUGGCAGCAGAAGGAAAACGCGGAACAAGUUUACCGCUACAGCGAGCUGAGGAAGAACAAGGACCAGUUCCUGGCCACCGCUCGCCAGUACGGAGACUAUCUGCAUAUGCGAAAACUGGAAAGAUAUGGCCAAUAUUACGAGAGUGAAGAUAUAAACUACAGGCUACAAGUCAGCGUUUCAGUUCCCGCCUUUGACAGCACCACUGUUGAAAACAUAACAAUAGUACUUAACGAGGAAAAACAAAGGAAUUCUACUAGAACGUAUCCUGUAAACCGACUUCUGGGCGUAGCGGGAGUUGACAUACCAAUCGACCAUCUCAAGCUGAUACUUCCCUAUUAUUUGGUCGGAGCAGGAGGAUCACUAUUUAUUGUGGAUCAUCGCGGUAAUAUUGUAACCCAUGAUAACUCCAAACCAGUCUUCGACGGCGAUAUCUUGAGGCCAGGAUACCGCACUGUCGAUUUCCUUGACGUAGAGCAGCCCGCCAAAGAUCAUUUGCCACGUAACUAUCCUCAGGAAUGGUUGGACUUUAGAAACAGUAUAGUAAUCAAUCAUACAAGCGGUCACAAGAUGAUGGAAGCUAAAAGUAUAUUCGAAGGGGGAAUGCGAAUACACUUAGAGAAAAGGGACUAUUUCUGGAAGCGCGUGAUGAAUCAUUACACAGUGGUGGCAUCUUUGCCGAAAUACAACACGAGGCAUGCAGUUCCUGAAGGAGCUUUCACGCAAAAGGUGGCUGAAGAGGCAUGGAAGGCUUUAAAUACUACUGAGUUUUCAGUGCACCCGGACUGGUUGUAUUGCCAACACGUGGAUCCCCACUUCGAACAUCGGCAGGACGAGGUGCUACAUUUCAUCGAGAGGCGGAAAAACGAAACUAAUUUCCCUAUGAGGAAAAUUACACAUCUGUUUUCACCGAUCAAGCCCACCGUGCGAGAGCAAACUUAUCAAUGUAAUGAAGAGUUGAUGGCGCGACUGAGCAAGGAGGCGGUGGCAACGUACCGCUGGAUGCAGAACGAAGACGCCGAAGAAACUUGUUCCGCCUGCCAGCUCGGCUCUGUUGUAGCAUUCUUUGCAAGCGAAAGUGGUCUCAUGCGGUGGCAGCUGUACAGCGCGACGAGCCGGCACGCGGAGCCGCCGGCACACAACUUGUGGUCGCGCGGGCCCGAGGAGCCGUGGUACAGACGCGCCGCUGCGGCGCCCGACAAGCUUGUGAUACACGUGCCCGUGGCGCCGAUACGCGUGCUGAGGAACAGCGACGCUUCUCCUCCGCCACUAGGAGACAAAUGGUAUUGGUUGACAGCAGCGCGCACCCUCUGGCACCCCAGCAAGGGCGUGGUGGGCGUGGCCGGCUAUCACUUCUACCCGGAGCACUUGCGCGACGUGCUCAAUAGCUACACUAACUUUCAUUGCCCAGAAGGAGAAGAGGACACGUGCGAACCACAUUGCGAUGGAAUAAUAUGGACGUGUCUCCUAAUUGACGACGGGGGCUGGAUAGUUUCAUCCAAUAGCCUUCUAGAAGAGGAGGCGGAGGCCGAGGAACCAAUCACGGAGCACCUAGCUAACGCACAUCCCGCGGUUAUGUCCGCGUUGCUCAACGCUAAUAUCUUCAAGCUGCGCUGGGUACACGACUAUCAAGCUGUUUGCUUUCCAGAUGCGAAGGAAGAGCUGAUAUCUGCAGCACCCCUACUACCCUCGAUUGUUCGAUCAGUGUGGAACUCUGUGCAGCUACUAAUACAUGUCAGCAGAAACGUUUUCACGCUUUUCACUAUAUUAACUUCAUGUACUCUCGUAAACAGUGAUACGGAAGCAGAAAAGGAGAAGCGUCGCAAGCACAUCAGGCGCGACUUCGAGCGUGAGAAGUAUGAACGCCUCUACGACCCGCGCGUGCUUGUCAACAGGACGCGGUUCGCGGCGUGCGACCGAUCGCGGGCGUUGUAUGAAUUUCAGCGUACUCCCAAAUCAAUGGAACUGCUGAGACGGACCCCGAGUCCGUGCAAGUGGCCGCUGAUAGGCACCGACGUGCCGGGGACCAACUUGCUGCUUCUGGCUGUUUACAACAACUGCACGAAUGUGGGGAAGCCGGUCAACAACCCGUUUUAUAAUCAACCGGUUACGAUAGACGACGGGGCUGAGGGGCGAGUGGCCUUAGCAGCCCGGCUGGCGUGCUGGCGUAACCGCGUACCGCUGCCGGCGCGCGCGCCGCACACCCCGUGCUAUCCGCACAACUACUCUAACGAAGCUGGAUACAGACAAUGUGGACCCUGGCUUCCAGACCCGGAAAAUAUAGCAAGCGAUAGUCAAGUUUCAAAACUGCUUAUAUUCAUCAUCCUCAUUAAAAUAUUGAUCAAUAGUACUCAAUAACUAAAAAAUAUUGUUAUUAAAUAGAAUACUUGAGUUAAUUAGAAAAAAAGAGAUCUGAUUUACAUACUU